Molecule: messenger RNA, 6267 nt
Organism: Fonticula alba
Lineage: Eukaryota; Rotosphaerida; Fonticulaceae
Product: serine/threonine protein kinase
Exons: 4
Coding region: 1-6267 (2088 amino acids)
Biological process (GO): protein phosphorylation
Molecular function (GO): protein kinase activity; ATP binding
Source: RefSeq, a predicted model, not a curated record
AUGCGGUCGCUCGGCCGGCUGAGGCUGGUAUGGGCUCUUCUCGGGGCGUGGCUGGCCGCCGGGCCGCUGGCUGGCCGGGCGGCCCCGCCACCGGGGGCACCCCUCCGGGCAUGGGACCGUGAGACCCCCCUGCCGGAGGCGGCGCCCAUCUACUUCCACCAAACGCUCCUGCCUCUGUCGCAGUGGGCCGACCAGCCGGGGCACAUGUUCGGCAAGUUCUUCUCCACCGAGCUCCCCAUGUCGGGGGUCUUCUCCAGCACCGCCCAUGGCCGGCUGUAUGCCAUGCAGGAUGUGGCAGCCAGCCCGAAUGCCGACAUGCGCAUCGGCAGCCUCGUGUCGGCCGAGCCCCAUAGCACCGUCGGCAUGGCGAGCCUUGUCGCUGGGCCCGGCGCCGUGGCUCUUGUGGUCCCCACGCCGCAGGGGCCCGCCCUGGCCUCGUACGUCCCGGAAACCGGGGUCUUCAACUUCGCCACCGGCCCCACCAAGAUGGAGUUCGACUUCGGCGUCCCGAUCCGGGUGCUGGCAGCCACGGCCCGAAGCCCGACGCUGCUCAUGGUGCUCAUGUACUUCCCCGACAGCCGGGAGGUGCUUCUCACCCGCUGGGAGCCGGCCGACAUGGAUUCACACACCCUGGUGGCCCUUGCUCCGGGGGAUGCCGCCCCGGUCGGGGCCACCGCCGGCCCGGAUGGAAGCUUCCUCUUCUGGAGUCCCAACCACCUGGCCGGGGCCUUCCUCCAAUGGGACCAGCCCCUGAGGGAUGUAAGCAUCCUCCAGCAAGGGCCGCUGGACCGCAUCCGCCAUGUGGCCCUCCUGCACCUGACCGCGGCUGCCCCCUCGCUGGACAUGGCCUUACUCUUUGAAAACGGCCGCCUGGACCUCUGCUAUGAUGUCACCACCGGCAUCUGCAGCCCCCACAGGUAUGUUCUCCUCCCGGGCGGAGGUGUUUCCGCGGCGGCCACCAUCCUCGGGCCGCCGGCCGGCCAGCUGCCCAGCAAGACUCCCCACCAUUGGCUGGCCGUGCAUGACCCCUCCCAGGAGGCUCUCUGGCGGCUGGACGUCCUGCCCUCCGGCCAGCCGGUGUCCUGGAAGCGCAUGGUCCUCCCCGGGACGGUGGCCAGCCAAACCGGCCUCCUGCUGCGCGAGGUGAAACUCGGCUCGCAUGGCCUCCAGUGGCUGGUGCUCGCCGGGGCCCAUGGCUACAUGCAGUCGCCGCACUUUGGCUGCGACUCCGAUGUGACCGUCACCUGCAACAGCGGCCAGGGGCCGCCUGCGCCCGGUGAUCGGGGAUUUGCCUGCGCCACCGGUCGGGCCCUUUCGCCCUUCAUCGCCCCGGGGCUCCUGUGUGCCGGCUGCCAAAGUGGAAAUGAGGCUCCCACCGGCUGGAGCUCCCCCGCCAUCUGCUCGGGCUGCCCGCCCGGCUGUGAGACCUGCCACGGCGGCCGGUGCCUGCUCUGCGUGGGCGACCGCCUUCUCCUGGAGGACAACUUCGAAAGCGACACGACGCAAUGCCUGGACCAGUGUUCGCCCGGGUUCCAGGUCGCCGCCGGCAGCCGGCGCUGCGUCCCGCAACAGCCUGGCCACUUCCGGAAUCUGCAUCUCCAGCCGAUGACCCUGCCCUUUGACACGGGCGCGGAGCUGCGGUUCCUGGCCCGGAGCUGGCUUCGCCUGGACCUGCUUACGGGCCACCUGCUGGUGCUUUCGCGCGACAGCAAGGUGAUGGUGGAGGACAACCUCCUCGGCUUCCUGUCCACCCGGUCGGCCGCCUGGCUGGCCGGGGACUAUGUCCUGCAGCAGGGCGUCCAUCCGAUCGACGGGGCCCUCAUGCCGGCGGACCUGUUCGGAGCCGAGCCGGUGGUGGCAUACGCCGAGCUGAUGCUCUACUCGGAGGUCCUCAGCCAGUCGUACCUGCAGAUGUUCAUGUGCCAGGCAUCCGGCCGGCUGGUGACUCGGCGCGUGCUCUGUCUCCUGCCCCUGCCACCCGCCGGGGACUCCUGCCAAGCGGACCCCCAGCUCGUCGAGGUGCUGCCCAUCCCGGGCGACGCUCGCUGCCACACCCUCCGCGGGCUGGACCACCAGUCGGUCACGGUCGGCACGCCGGCCGGCGUCUUCCUGGCCACGGUGGAUGCCGGCCAGAGGGUGCAUGUGCUGCCGCUGCCGGGGUCGCACGGCCACCCGGCCCUGGUGCAGACCUCCCCCCUGGACCAGCUGGCCCCGUGGCUGGUCCGGGCCCUGGCCCGGGACCCGGACCAGGGCGGCGCCUGGGCCACGACCGCGCCGCUGGCCCUCUUCAAGGCGGCCGACCCGCGGGCCAUCACCCCCCUGGCCAUGGGCCUGACUCGGGACCCGGUGCCCGGCAUCCCCUCCAAUGCCGUUCCCCUGGCCCUGCCAACCCGGCGCACCUCGCGCCUGAGCGAGGUGUUCCUGUCCUUCCUGGCCGAGUCGCCGCGCGACACAUCGGCCCCGGCCAGCUGGCACGCCCUGCACCUGCCCAUGGGGUGGGUGCCCCACCAGCGGACCACCGAUGUGCCGGGGCAUCUGGAAGUGCUGGGCCUCCUGCCGGGCGCCCUCCCGGCCCAUACGCCGCACCGCAUCCUGGCCGUGCCGCUCGAGCACGCAAGCACCCCCGGCGCGCUGAUCCUCCUGACUGCCCGGCACAUGGGCAUCGCCCUGCUGGAGUGCCGGUCCCCCAGCCCCUCCGGGCUGUGCUGGCUCCUGCCGGCCCGCUUUUUCGACAUCCCCUCGCCCGGGCUCCAGCACCUGGACCAGCUGAACCUGCUGCCCAUGCCGUCGCUGACCCUGAACCAUGCCACGCAGUCGCACUUCCUGCUGACCCUGCACCAGCAGCGGCAUGUGCACGCGCUGUCGGUCGAAGUGCCCACCUGCGCGGUGGGCACCCUGCUGCCAGACUGCGCCCCCUGCCACCCGGCCUGCCUGGAGUGCAAUCGCCCCGGGCCGGAGGGCUGCACCAUGUGCCGGACGGCCAUGGCCACCAGCCCGGCCCUCUGCCUGGAGCAUUGCCCGGAGCGGUACUGGCCCAAUCGCAUGAAGCUCUGCCUGCCCUGCUCGGCCGGAUGCAAAACCUGCUCCACCGAGUCCUACUGCUCGGCCUGCCUGCCGGGGCACUUCCUCCAAAGUGACCGGUGCUUUGUGUGCGACGCCUCCUGCGCCAGCUGCCAGGGGCCGGCCGCCUGCCAGACAUGCCGCCCGGGGCUGGUGUUCUUGAGCGCCGACCAGCUGCAGGCGUCCCUUUGUGGCAGCACAUGCGCCCCGGGGGAGUACCGCGGCAGCGAGAGGUGCCUCGCCUGCGAUGAGAGCUGCGCCCUCUGCGCCGGCAGCUCGACCCAGUGCCAAGUAUGCACCCAGGGGUAUGUGUGGACGGCGGGGCGGCCGCCGGCGCCCGGGGCCACCGGCGCAUGCUCCCAGUGCCCGGCCGGCUGUGCGUCCUGCACGGCCGACCGGUGCCUGGCCUGCGAGCAGGGGCUCUUCAUCGACCGCCAUGGCAGCUGCCUGGCCACCUGCCCUGCCGGGACGUACCCGGACCAGGAGUCCUGCCAGCCGUGCGAUGUCAGCUGCGCCGCCUGCGUCGGCGGCGGUGCGGACCAGUGCACGGCCUGUGCCGCUGGGCUGGAGCUGCUCGAGGCGGUCCCCCUGCAGGGGGCCUGCGUGUCGGGCUGCCUCGAAGGGCAGUACCGGGACCGUGUCUCCGGCGACUGCUUGCCGUGCGACGCGGCGUGCGCCACAUGCAACGGCCCCUCGGACCGGGACUGCUGGCGCUGUGUCAGCGGUGUGCUGCAGGACGGCGACUGCAUGCAGCACUGCGCCGCGAAGCACAUCGCCCUGGCCGGGCGGUGCCUGCCCUGCCAUGUGUCGUGCGACCGUUGCGCCGGGACCCGGAGCACCGAGUGCCUGCCGGCCUGCCCGGGUGAUCUGCUGGCCCUGCCGGCCGGGGCGUCGCCCAUGCGCUGCGUGCCGGCCUGCCCGGUGGGGUACAAUGCCUCGGGCGCCGGGUGCAGCCCCUGCGGGGAGCACUGCGCCAGCUGCCCGGAGUCGACCGCCACCUGCGCCCUGUGCGAGCGGGGCUGGCUGCUGGCCAGCCCGGCCUGCGUGGCCCAGUGCCCGGCCGGGUCCUCGGCCCUGGGCGGCCUGUGCGCCACCUGCCACGCCUCUUGCGCCACCUGCUUCGGCCCGGGGGCCGACCAAUGUGCCACCUGCGGCCCGGCCGCGCCCUUCAUGGUGGGCAGCCGGUGCCACGCCGCCUGCCCGGACGGCACCUUCCAGGAUGCCGACUCCUGUCUCUCGUGCAGCGGCACCUGCGCCGGGUGCACCGGGCCCGGCGCCAACGAGUGCACCCUAUGCCCACCGGGCCAAUGGCUCUCGCCGGAGGGAAACUGCGUGCCGAGCUGCCCGCCGAAACACUUCGCUCUGGAUACCGGGGCCGGCGUCCGGGUCUGCGCCCCGUGCCAUGCCACCUGCGCCGAGUGCACCGGGCCCGAGGCCGACCAGUGCGCGGCCUGCGCCCCGGGCGGCCUGCUCAGCGGCAGCACCUGUGUGGACACCUGCCCGCCGGGGGCCUUCGAAUGCAGCGCCACCCGAGCAUGCCAGCCCUGCCCAUCGGGCUGCACCGCCUGCCACGCGGUGGGCAGCUGCCUGGCCGAGUGCACCGCCUGUGCGGGGGGCCUGGUCCUGUCGGGCGGCGCGUGCGUGGUCCGGUGCCCGGAUGGCCAGUUCGCGCCGGGGGGCAUGUCCACCUGCUUCCCCUGCUCCGGCGAGUGCCGGACGUGCAGCGGGCUCGAGGACUUCUGCACCGGCUGCCCCGGGGGGCUUCUGCACCUUGAGGCGGGCGCGUGCCGGUCCUCCUGCCCUGUGCGCUUCACGGUGGACCUCGCGGGCGGGGUGUGCCUCCCGUGCCCGAAUGGCUGCGAGAGCUGCGCCCCCCCGGCCGGGCAUGGCGGCUGCACGGCCGGCCCGGAUGGGCGCCUCAUCUGCCAGGAGGUGUCCUCCUGCGACCGGUGCGCGGCGGGGCUCUUCCUGCUCGAGGGGGCGGCCUGCGUGUCGGCCUGCCCCGCGAGGUACUUCGCCCGGCAGGAUGCGGCCCCCUGGACGUGCGGCGCCUGCCAUGGCAGCUGCCCCGAGUGCACCGGGCCCGAGCGCCGGGACUGUGUCUCCUCCGGCGGGCCGGCGAACCGUCGCUUGCUGGCUCUGGGUCUGGGCAUCGGCUUGGGCCUGUUGGUCCUGCUGCUGCUUCUGAUCGCCCUGCUGGUGUUGCUGCGGCGGUACCGCCGGGCGGCCAAGCCCGGCGCCAAGGCCGACCCGGAUGACGAGGACGCCACCGUGAUGAACACCAUGCUGGAGCUGUCGCUCCCGGGCAGCAUCCUGGUGAGCAUCACGAAUGACUUCGCCCCGCUGAACGAGGAUGCGCUGGGCGCCGGGACCCAGGCGUCGGUCUUUGCGGCGCGCGCCGUCGGGGCCGGCAUCUCCGACCGGCUGGGCUGCCCGGGCACCGUGGCCAUCAAGCAGCUGAAGGCCGCGCGCAUGACCCCCACGCAGGUGACCCUCUUCCAGAACGAGGUGGCGCUGAUGUGGCUGCUGCGCGACGCGCCGAACGUCGUCCGGCUGUACGGCUACAGCGACCAGCCGCCGGCCAUCGUCAUGGAGCGCUUCGACACGGACCUGCAGACACUCCUGCACUCGGACGUCCCCCUGGACCAGGGCACCGUCCUGGACAUCUGCCAGCAGUGGGCCUCCGGGCUGGAGGCCAUGCACGCGCAGGGGAUCGCCCACCGGGACCUGAAGCCGGGCAACGUGUUUGCCAGCCAGCGCCCGGAUGGCGGCUGGCGCGCGGCCCUCGGCGACCUGGGCACCUCGCGCAACCUCAACACCGACCGGUCGUCCACCCUGGUGAACCAGGCGCCGGAGCUGAAUGCCAUGACGGCGCGGUACGCGGCGCCCGAGGUGCUGGCCGCCUUCCAGCGCCGGCGCCCGCUCGAGGCGGAGCUCCUCCUCCCGGCGGACAUCUACUCCGCGGCCAUCAUGCUGUGGGAGUGCCUGGCCCGGGCCGUUCCUUGGCAGGGAUCCUCCUUCGAGGAGAUCACCUCGGCGGUUGUGGCCGGCGAGCGCCCGCCCGCUGUCGCGGCCUCCGCCGCCCUGGCGGACCUGCUGCAGCUGGCGUGGGAUGCAAACCCGCAUGUCCGGCCGCUGGCCGCCUCCCUGCGGCAGAAGUGCGCCAUGGUGGCCAUCUGCCCGGGGACGGCCGGACCAAGCCCAUGA